AUGACGCCACAGCACGCAAGUAGCCCUCGGAGGGUGAGACGCACGGUGUAAUAAUGUGAGAGAGGAAAGAGAAAUACGACAUAAACGAAUCCAGGACAGAGAGUGUGCAAAAUAUGCAUUUCAUAUUGACUAAAGGUAACGGUCCAAUCCAGGAUAUAGCUGUAUCGUGCAAAGAAAUCCAAAAAGUUGGCUGAACGAGGGCGUUUUUUGUUACUUCGUGGUCAGAGCAGAUCGUCUUCCUCAGAUUCGCCCGCCAUUCGAGAUGGUUCGACGAGCACGCGCUCUCCGCGCCAACUUUUAGUUCGGGCCUAUUAGAGACGCGUCGUCGACGAAAAUAACUCACAAAAGGAUGUAGACUUGAAAUGCUCUGUGGUGAGAGAGUCUGAAGGUAUCCAGAUGACUUAAUAACUCCCAUGGCCGGUAAAAAGAAGCAGGGUGCAAUGGUGGUUCAUGAAGAGGGCAUGGCUGCCCCUACAGUGGCACCUCCACCAGCUCCUCCACCUACCUCGGCAGCCGCACUUUUUGUUGUACUUAAACAGGUGAAUCCUGGUGAAAAAAUGCAGGACAAGGCUAGUUUGUUGGCCAUUAGUGAGGCAAAUAAUAUAGUGAAAUCUACUAUCAGUUCAGGUGCAACAGGCAUCCAUUCAACAUCAUCCACAUCACCUUCAGACACCAGCACACAUCCAGAGAACUUGCCAGCAGAUACUAGAUGUAAGGGCAUCACAGUUACACUGGACAACAACAGUAUGUGGAAUGAAUUUAGUAGGUGCCAGACUGAAAUGAUUUUGACCAAGCAGGGUCGAAGGAUGUUCCCUUGCUGCCGCUUUCGUCUCUCUGGUAUGGAACCUUUCCAAAGUUAUUUGCUGGCAAUGGAUAUUGUUCCAGUUGAUCAUUUCAGAUACAAAUGGAGUGGCAAAGGAUGGGAGCCUAAUGGGAGGGGGGAUCCCCAUGUUUCACGCUUGUUUGUGCACCCAGAAUCCCCUGCUACAGGCCUGCACUGGAUGCAUUGCCCUGUUUCAUUUUACAGACUGAAGCUUUGCAACAACACCUUGGACCAGGAGGGCCAUAUUAUUUUACACUCAAUGCACCGGUACCUUCCUCGACUUCAUAUCAUACCAGCUGACAAAUCCACUGGUGACAUUCAUAUAGACAGGCCAGAGGUUAUAACUCUCAGUUUUUCUCAAACAGAGUUCUUUGCAGUCACAGCUUAUCAAAACCUGCGCAUCACCCAGCUCAAAAUUGACUACAACCCCUUUGCCAAAGGUUUUAGGGAGGAUGCAGUCAAUGCCCGGUCAACGAAGGCCAAGAAUGGAAUAUUCACUGAAGAAACGGAUAAUGAACUUAAGCUAAGCAAGGAGACUACUACCUUGAAUAAUUUAAGGAGUUUGUUUAUGAAGAGAAGUGCUGCUGCAAAAGUUGUUAAGGAUCAGAAUGUUCCCAGCCCAACAAACGAUGAGAGGAAAGUUGUUAAUGGCAAUGCUCUCGUGGUGGAAAGAGAUAAGAGUACUAAGAAGCGCCCCUUACCUGGAGCAUUUUCAGACUUCCUAAAAGGUGCUCAUGUAAAAGUCAAAAGGUUAACGCUGGAGAAUAUCCAGAAAAAUCAUCUCAACUUGCAGACAGACACACAUUGCAGUAGUGGAAAACAGGAGGUGUUGACGGUGUCAUCCAAACCAGAAACUGUACUACAAGUUGAAGAAACUGUGAUGGAUGACAAUCACCAAUGUAACAACACAGACACAUGCUCAAAAGCAGAGUCAAUACAAGUAGAUGAGAGUAAAAUGGUAAUAGAUGAACACAAAGAUGACAAGAUUGCAAUGGUAUCCAGUGAUCAAAAAGUACGAGAAACGGAUGAAAACAUAAUGGAAAACCUUCCUUCACUGGACAAUGAGACCAAGUCUGAAGCAAAGACAAACAAAACCUUACCACACAAACGGCCAGAACCUGUACCACUACCUCUUCUAGCUCAGUUUCUGAAACAGAGACAGUCUAAAACCAGAUCUAUCACCCCAAAACCCGAAGCUCCCUUGAACUCUAAACCUCACUUAACCCCUGAAAGCUCAACUGAUUUGAUCUCUCACACUCCUCCUGCAAACACACACAUAGAAUCACAACAGUUGGUUACCUCAUUAUCUCAAACAGUUACAUCUUCAUCAUCAACAGCAGGUGCCAACAUGUCAUCUACGUCCACUACUUCAUUAUCAACAACUUUUAUUGCAGACCCAUUUAUACAAGUAGAAACACAAACACCUUUACAAAUUUCAUCUUCUCCAUCUGUCAGUGAUCCAUUCCCUCCCCCCAACACUACCUCUCCUGUUAAACUUGAUGAUGAUCGAGAAAUGGACAGCAUUUCCAGUAUAUUUGGUAGUACUGAUGGUGAUUCUAUGCAAGGUCUUGACAACAUUAUUUGUCUUGACAUUUCAUCAGUUUUUCCUUGUGAUGAUUUGCCUGACACUCAUUCUCCCACCAUACCUGAUGAUAACACAGAUGCUAUCACUCCAGGUAUGCCCACUGUCACCACAUCCAACUCCGGUUUCGAUGUUUCACCUAGUAAGAACAGUGAGGUUAUUACUGGAGUUAUUCCCAACCAGGAACUUACUCCAGAACCUCAAGUGGUUGCGAAUGAAUCUGUUUCUGAUGUCCUCUUGGAGAGCUCCAAUGGUUUGAGUCCUGAGCUUUUACCACAGGAUGUCCUUCCAGAUACUCUGUCCACACAUGAUAAAUCCCUUUCCCUGCCAUUGGAUGAACCAUCUUCUCCAGCCUUUUCGUUACCUAGCCCAGCUCCUUCCUCACCUGACCCUUUUCCACCAGAUCUGUUUGGUGACAGGGUUGUACCACCCCGAAAAACCCUUGAUUCUUUCCCAGAAAGGCUACUGGAUUGCACUGGCAUACCCUCUUCUGACCUUUUCACACUAGGUUUAUAUGGGGAUAUACCUGAACUAACUAGAAACCCACUUGAAGGAGGGUUGUUGAAUGGACAAGUAGUUUUAACAGAUUUAUCUCCCAGAGAAUCAGUUAAUUUGUUCCCUGAAAGACCAUCUGAUAAACCAGAUUCUGUACAUGACACUCAGUUAGCUGUUGAACCCAACUGUGAACCCAGUGAAACCACUGUUUCUGACAACAUUGUUUCUGAGAUAACAAAACAGUCAUCUCAUGGAAACACAAAGAAAUCCAAGAAAAACCAGAAAAAAAUAGGAAAGUUGAAACACAUUGAAGAUGAUGAUGUGUUUGAAAGACCUGUACCGGCCCCAAUGCAACCUAGCCUGGAGGAUGUGGAGGGACAAUUAUUUGUCUCCUUCAUGUCAAAGACAGCUCUUGAGAUUCACCUUGGAGAUGAUGCCAAAAAAGAGGUGGUGCAGAAAACAUUUGAAAAAUCAGAAGGUGAAAUUAGUGGAACGAUAGAGGAAAAGAUUAAGGUGCUUGAGAAAGAACUUUUAAAUGAUCUGCAACUGAUGAAGCACAAACAAGUCAUUCAUCCAGUGCUGCAAGAAGUUGGAUUAAAAUUGAGUUUGCUUGACGUCACUUUGGAGAUUGACCUGAAAUAUCUGGGCGUGCAAUUACCUAUACCCCCACCUGUCCUUCUGCCUAAAACAAGUUCAGCAUCAUCACAGGACCAAUUUGUUUCAAGAACAGGGAAAACCACCGACUUCACCAAAAUAAAGGGUUGGAGAGAUAAAUUUGUUGUUUCAAAAUCCGAGAGUGAAGGUGCAUCAAGUGUAGAUGCAGGGCAGAAUAACCUCUCUGCAUUCUGCAGUGAUAUGUUGGAUGAGUAUCUGGCCAGCGAGGGCAAGCUUAUUGAUGAACGAGCCGCCAACUUGUCUCAAACUGACACCACGCCUGUGGCCUACCAGCUACCCACCAAGAGCACUAGCUAUGUCCGUACCUUGGAUAGUGUCCUUAAAAAUAAAAAACAUGUACCUACCUCUUUAUCUUCCACAUCUAUACAUCCACCUUCUACAUCCAAAAAAGUGAAGACAAAGUCCAAAGUGACCAAGAAACCUAAAAACCAAAUAAAAUCUAAUACAGCAAAGCAAAGUUUAAGUACUUCUAAACCAAUCAGCAGUGGAGACAAAUUCCCUGUGAGCUCGAAAAAGCCCCAACAAAGCAAGAAAUACAAAAUAAAAAAGGAAUCAAAUAGUUUAAAUGCUAAAAAGCAUACUGAAGAGAGUCCUGCAGUGGUGGCAUUUGAUAAAACUCCUAGGGUUGAGGUCUCUGGAUCCCCAGCAGUGAGCUGCACAACUGGACGCAGUCUUGGUUUGCCCAAGACCUUGGUAAAGCUGAUGGAUGUGGAAGAUGGAGCAGUGUGGGAAGGCAAACGUCGUACCUACAUCACAGAAGAAAGAGCAGCCAUUGCACUAACUGCUCUUCUCACUGUUGAGGGUGUUUCAAAAGGAAACCCUGAUGCCUUGAGGAUUAUUAAACGACGGGCGCCACCAUGCCUUAACGUCUUUUGCAGACUUGGCUGUGUGUGUGCCAGUCUGCUUCACAUGAGGCGCCAUCAUCACUGUGGCAAACCAGAGUGCAUGCUAGGCUGUAGCUGUCUGCGACGUAAAGUUGUUGCUCUGAAGAACCCCAAAGAGGAAGAAAUGACAACAAAGGAGCCUAAACAUCCGGGACAAUCAGAGGAGAACAAGGCAAAAUGGAAGAAGAACAAAAUGAGAAAAACUUACAUUUUAACAGAUCCUAUGGCAGCACCUGAGCCGGCCAAGCGUGUCAAUAAAUUAUGGGAUCGAAAAGGAGAAGAUUUUGAUUCAGAAAUAGUUUUCUCCCCCCCUCCGCAAAGAAAUCCCAGUCCACUGCUCCUGACCAAAGAGCUACAAGAAGACCUGGAAAGCUCCUUCAGUCCCCAGAAAAAAAACAUGAUGACAGGGAGCAAUUUGAGUUUUGAGGAGGACAAUGAUAUGGAGAGCAGUCAGACUUGCUCUCGCGUUCGACCGUUUCACUGGAAGUGUCAAAAUAAGCAAAAACCGCUGGUUGACCAACACCAGAUCUCCAAGGCCCCUACACAAGAUAUCGAGGAGGGUGAGCUUGUACCUGCUAAUUUGUCUGGCCCCGUCAAGCGCCUUGAGAUCGUAUCCGAGUGCAGAUGGUCAAGUACAAACAGUAGAAAUUUGGUUAUGAAAAGGGUGUGCGAAUACAUGGCUCAAGAUCGUUUGAAGAAACCUUUUUGGAUCGACAACUACUAUGUUCAGCCAGUUUCCAAGACAAUUCAGGGGACAGAAGAGGAGCCUGUCCACAUCUACAAAGUUAACAUCUCUCAGCCAACGGAGAAGGAUAAAGAUAAUGAGACAAUUUCGCAAAGUGAAGAAGAGUCCAGACAGCCUGUCAAGAAGAAUGAGGUGAAAGGCCUACCCUUCCUUUCUAGGUGUUCCCCUGCAGGCUUGCUCAAAGCAGAGAUGAAAACUCCUUACGCCCCAGGCCAAAUAAUGGUCAAUGGAAAGGUGUACCCACAAGCCAAGCUGGAACUGGGAAAAAUGGGGGCUUUGCACCCUGCCAAUAGACUGGCAGCUUAUAUCACAGGAAGAUUAUGUCCAGUCAGUCAGUCUGGUUCUAGUGUAGUACCCACAGCAUCCACUAAAAUUACCUCUACCACUGCUUCAAUAACUAGUGUGGCUGCAGUUACUUCAGUUACCAGCACAUCUCCUUCUACAUCCACAUCUCCUUCUACAUCCACAUCUCCUUCUACAACCACAUCUCCUUCUACAACCACAUCUCCUUCUACAACCACAUUGCUCAAGACUGCAGUGACCAAGCCCCCAGUGGGACCGGUCUUCACCCAGUUUGUGGUCAACCACAUCAACUCUCAAAAUCUGUCCAGCACUAGCACUCCAAACUUGCAGCAUUCUCCUCCAAAAAUUGUCAUCCCCUCCUCUUUGUUGAUGGCUGGGGUUCCUAGUGUUGCUCAGUCUCCUCUUAAACCUGGCCUGGCUACCCAGGUGUCUGAGACUUCAGACUCCACAGGUAGCAACAAUUUUCCCACUGUUUCAAAAGUUCAAGCCCCUCCAACAAUCACCAUCAUCAAUAAAUCGCCCACCGUGCAGUUGGGUGGGUCUAGCGUAACUCCAACAGUGGUCUAUCCACCUGGAUCAUCUCCUACCUCUGGGAAAAAAGUUGUGAUUACAGUUGUGUCCCGUAAUAUAGCGGCUACUAGUGGUGGUCCUCAGACGGCAAAGUACGUCACACAGGUUCCCCCUUUACAGACCCCAGGACAAAAGAUGGUGCUUCAAGUGGUGAAAACGGCUGAUGGCAACACAUUGUACCGUAAUGCCAAUGGUCAACUUGUUCAGUUGGUGCCUUUAAGUCAGAUCAAAUCCAUGAACUCCAGCAUCCUUUCUAAAGGUCCAACAACUUUAUUCCACUUGCCAACACAUCAAGCAGUUUCUCCGAAUAAACCUCAGAGCGCCACAACUACCACAGUCACAUCAUCCAGCCCAACAAGCCUAACAGAGCCAAAAACUAUAAUCACCGUACAAGCCCCUACGUCUCUGAGUGGCAAGACAGUCACGCUCACUGCACCCAAGUCAAUCUCAUUCAACAGCCUUCCAUCCACUAUUAAAGUUGCCCCAAGUUUUCUAGGACAAACUGGCACUUGCACGUUACGAAUUCUUGCUCCAAAUGCUGUUAAAGACCCUGGAAUUGCCACUCCAACGUCUUCCUCUAUCCUCUCACAAGGUGGCUUCACAUUGCUCAAGCCUAUGAGUUCAACUCCACAGAACCAAGAGUCCUCAAAGACCAUUGUUUCAGCCACCUCAGAUUCAACAAACAGUCCUGCCAUUCAGGUCCAAGGAUUGGUUGACUUGAGUAAGCCACCCGAGAUGGUUUCUACUGUGAAUACCUGUGACAUUACCAAGACGGCUGAGCAUACGGCAGAAGAUGUAUCACAGCUUCCAUCCUCUGCCGCCACUUCUCCAAAACCUACACAGUGUUCUGGAGAUGGUUCUAGCUCUUCGCCUAGUGAGCCAGGACAACAGGAACGUUCUGGUUUGGCAGCAAAUCCCAGUUUGAAAGAAACCGAGUUGGACGCAGGCAAAGAAGAAGGGGGGAUCAGUUCAGACGAAUCAGAAUUGACUGACGACUCUGACUUGUACAGUGAAGAUGACGAAGAUGACACAGACAGUGAUUCUUAUACAGAGGACGUGGAUGUGGAUUCAGAGGUUAAAGAUCAUGCAGAGGUGGAGGUUGAUAUCGAGAACUUUGAAGAGUCUACAGAAAAGAUUAAUAUCGAACUACUAAGGAGAUCGGCCAGAAAGAAUAAUCCACUUCAAAGCCACCCAGAGGAUGUUAUUGAGAGAAAUAAGAUCAGAAAGGUUCAUCAGGAGAGAGCGAGGCGCUGUUCUUUGAGAGAAUGCUUUCACAACCUUAACUUACUACUCAAGUAUCCUUCAGUGCCACGCUCCAAAAUGAGCAUCCUCACAAUGAGUCGAGAAGAGAUUGAAUCUCUAAUUCGGCAGGAAGGGCUGUUAAUGAAGAAAAAACACAAGUUGGAAAAAAAGAGAGACCGAUACUUACAGAUGCUUUCCAUAUUGUCUGACAAGAGUGUACAGUCCAUCAGCGAGAAGGUUAAAGAAAUCAGUGCAAAACAGAAAGCUCUGGAGGCCGAAAAUCAAGUAGGAGAGAUGAAGUCUAAGCUUAAGCAGAGGAGGCCCAAACCCAGUACUAAACCCAACAAUUUCCAUAAAUUUAUCAAUACCAGUAGAAAAGCGCAAAAUGUAGCACCGGCAAUCGAUGUGAACAAUGUUUUAAAUCCCACACAUUCUCCCUCCAAGCCAAUGGACUUGAGUCUUAAGAAACAGAGAAGCAAUGAAACAUCUGACGGUGUAAUAGAAGUUGAUUCAACUUCAAAACCUAGGGAGCUUGACGUUAGCAAAAACACUUCUACAAUCCCUGUUAAAGAGAAAAGUAACACAUCUCACCCUAUUCAGCGAGUCGCUAAUUCCACUUACAUUACAUCUGUGCCUGUACCAAUUCCUAUAAAACAUUCAUCGAUACUACGCGAGAAAACGCGACCCAACAUCCUCUCACGCUCACAGAUCACACCAGUGUCUCCAGUCAAAGAUCCUCUUGUGUCAAAUGUGUCUAUUCCUCAAGUGAUCCCUCUGGUCAACACCAUGGUACCAUGUAAUCAAAUCCUAACCCUAAGCAAGCCUCUUCAGCCAGUUGGCAUCGCAUCACUUGGGCCACAGCAUUCAACCACACCAGGUGUAGCAUCAGUCUGCAUAUCAGUGCCUGCAAUGCCUCAGCCACUCGGAGUAAAAAAUCCCCUUCCGAUGUUGCAGCCUCAGUUUAUCAACAUUUCAAACAGCCCUGUUAAGGUUAACACACACGUUGAAUCUAUCAACCUUCCAAACAUCGCCAACGUCAUUUCUCUGGUUCCACCAGUUAACAGUCUGGUAGUACCACAGCAGGUUGUGCUUAAACAGAUAGACACUACAUCAGCUGUCCAGGCACAGCCCACCUCCGAGCAUCUGCAGAAACCUCAUCUUCUUUCAGAGGAAAGAGAAGCAGGUGAGAUUCAACCCAAGGAUUUAACCAAACAACCCGCAGGAGGAGAUGUGGUGACUACAUCCAACCAACAAGGAUCAGACAAGAAGAGUCAAGAGGACAGCAAUGAUCCAGAAGAUGAAAAUCUGAUGUCUUUGCUAGAUGAACUUGUUCUUCUCAGUCAGCAGUUAAGCAAUGACUCCCCCGAACCAACAAAUGAAGAUCCGGGUGAGGAAACCUUACAGUCUGAGCAUCAGGAAGAUACGGACCGGGAUGAUGAUCGUGCCCUAAGCCCCUUAUUCUUAACGCUCGAUGAAGAUCUAAUGUCUCCGGACUCCUCCAAAGAUGACAUCGAUGAUAUCCCACCCAAAGUGGAUGACUUGGUCAAAGUCAUAUUUGGGUCAGAUUCACCAGUUUCGUCCGAAUCUGGGGUUACAAACGUUCAUAGUCCACAACCUUCAACAUCCAUUGCAAGUGAUGGUCUCAUUCCACCUCCUCUAUUGCACAUGAAAGCCGCAAGCGGGGCCGUGUCGGUUCACCCCGCCAGCGAAGAGGUGACGUGGCGGCCGAUGCCUAAACUGGUUCCUUUGGGGUUAAAGACUCAGGAUGCCGUUGUAAAUAAAGUGACUGGUUCGGACUAAAAGGCGCAUGAUGUUUAGACACCCCAAUCAAUGAACUGUGUAUAGCUGCUGCUCACUUUAACAUGCCUAUAGACAAAGUAGGAGUUUUUUUAUGUAUUUAUUAUCUUAAAAGUUCUGCUGCAGUCCUGUUGGGCCUCUGGAAUUUCCAAAGAAGCUUUCUUUUUGUUUACUAUUGACCAGCAGGUUAACUGUAAUUUGACAGCAGGUUGUCUCUGUUUUGCUGUGUCCAUUUAAUAAAAAGCUGCUUUUGUAGAUUUUUACUUAUCCUGGCCGUUGUAGUUAUUGUUGUGAAAGCCGUAUACUUAUUUUAACCUCCAUAUUGGAGCACGUUUAGAGUAAAUUUUAACGAACAAUAAGCCUCUUUAAACAGGAAAAAAUUUUGUCCCUCUUUAGCGCAUAACGUUAAGGAAACUGUGUGAAGGUGAUACUGCUCCUAAUUGUCCGCAUUGGGCUUUAUGUAGGAUCAUUAGGUGGAUUUCUGGGUGACCUUUAUCAUGAAUAAUUGAAUUUGCCCAGUGACUUUUAACAUAAGAAGCGUUUCACCCUUGACUUUAUCUGCUAAUGACCAUACACAAAUGUCAUUGUCUUUGCAUCUAGCUGAAUCAUGCAUCAUUAAUUAGGCUUUUUAAAAAUUAAUGCAUAUUCUAAUUUCUAUAUAUAUACUCGUUGUGAGGGCCUUAAAUAUUUAAUAUGUCGGACAUUGAACAGAAAACAUUUUGCUAUUAAAGGAAAGUAAGUAGCAAUACCGGCAUUAAAACGGUGCACCAUUUGAUUUUAACAGUGUCUGACGCACUGCAGUUUUGUUUUUGUGUUCCCCAGUUAGCUUUUAUAAGUAUUCAAAGCAUUUUAUGUACAAUUAUGACUGUAAACAAAAACCUCAACUUUCUGCUCGUGCUUUGGCAUUGUAAAAGGAUUUUAAUGUUGUUGAACCGCAAUUGUUAAGUGUCUAUUAAAGAGGCAGCCCGGAGUUUGAUCAUAAGAAAUGUAGUAUCCCUAUGCAAUUUUUCGUGUUUGGUGUAGGAAUAAAUAUCUGGAGGAAAUGAGUACACUAAAGCUUCGUAGGAAAACAGGCUGGAUAACAUAAGAUGCAAUGAAUGUGGUGUUGUAUAUAUUUUAUGCUACACUGGUUUAUUUUGUAAAUUAGUUUGCAUUUUGUUAUGUGUAUAUUGUAUUGGUGUUACAGAUUUCUUGGACAUUGUAAAUAUGUAAUAUGUACUACUUUGCAGACUGCUAUACUGUUUUAAAAUACUUAUUUUUUAUAUGCUAUAAAUCAGUGCGCUCUCAUCUUUUUGUGAAAGGGAUAGGAUGCUGUAUUUACAUUUAAGUCAAUAAAAAAUGUGUGAAAAGA
Messenger RNA from Misgurnus anguillicaudatus (oriental weatherfish), 10467 nucleotides. It is a transcript of the gene mgaa, whose product is annotated as MAX dimerization protein MGA a. Gene Ontology annotation, cellular component: nucleus; chromatin. NCBI's taxonomy places the organism in Eukaryota, Metazoa, Chordata, Actinopteri, Cypriniformes, Cobitidae. Gene Ontology annotation, molecular function: DNA-binding transcription factor activity, RNA polymerase II-specific; RNA polymerase II cis-regulatory region sequence-specific DNA binding; protein dimerization activity. The record is from RefSeq and is a predicted model, not a curated record. Gene Ontology annotation, biological process: cell fate specification; regulation of transcription by RNA polymerase II; positive regulation of DNA-templated transcription.